Belonocnema kinseyi is the source of this 1707-nucleotide messenger RNA. RefSeq names its product glomulin. The coding region runs from base 26 to 1693 and encodes 555 amino acids. NCBI's taxonomy places the organism in Eukaryota, Metazoa, Arthropoda, Insecta, Hymenoptera, Cynipidae. Gene Ontology annotation, cellular component: cytoplasm. The record is from RefSeq and is a predicted model, not a curated record. Gene Ontology annotation, molecular function: ubiquitin-protein transferase inhibitor activity. The transcript has a single exon.
CUCAGAAAAAACAGAAGAGUCGGGCAUGUCCUCAAAAAUGAGCUCCUUGGAAUCACCGGUUUCGUUCGAGCAACAAAUUAAAGUUUUACUCCUUGGAGAAGAUCCGACAAAAGCUGUGGACCUCGCCACCAAUGAAAAUCACCUCCAACUACUCAAGGACUCUUCCUGGAAUAUUGUUCAAAUUAUUUCCCCACAUUUAACCAUCGAGAAUGCCGAAGGAAAUGUUCGACUUUUCAAAACCUGCGAGAAUCUUCUCCAAAUUAUCGCCGAAAAAUGUCAGCCUUCCGAAAUUGUUUUGGAAUUACUGGAACAAAUGGAUAAUUUUGAAAAUGAUGUGAAAUUUUGUGCUCUCCUCUCACCCUUGAAAGUGAGUUUAAACCGAAUGGAUGACAAGAGCAGAGCAUUCGACUGGUGUGUCAAUACCAUAAAAUCCUACCUCGAAUCAAUUCCCUGCGACAAAUCCAGAAUCAUUGAUCUUUACAAAGAAAUCAUGGAAUUUUUGAAACCUCUUAUUGCGGAAGCAUCUCUUGGUAAAGAAAGUAAUAUUCGUGAUCUUUUGCUCAGUCUGCUCAUCUCAAUUCUCGGCAAGCCCUUCUGCUUUCUCGAAAAAGAAUCGAUUUCGGAAUCGAUAAUAAACAGCAUUUGUCAAUUAACCGGAGACUGUUUUCGAUUUCUGACAAUUAUUGCGGAACGCGAGAAACGUCGAAAAAAAUCGCCCGAAGCCUCGAAUCUUUUCGAAUCAACUUGGCAAAUUUCGGAUCUCUCUUAUGCGAAUUUUUAUUAUCUCGUGAUAAUCUCUUUUCCGGAAAAAGUUCCACAGAUUUACGAUUCUGAAUUUAUUCUUCACAACUGUUUUUUCAUUGCCUGCACUUUUCUGCAGAAUCAAGAAAUCGUUCUUGUCUCGAAGGGCCUAAAUCUCGUCGAGGCUGCUAUGUCUCGAGUUGAAAAAUAUUCCCUCGGACAACGCUCGCUCGAUUCAACAGUUCAUUCGAAAUUAUUUGCCUGUAUCACUCAAGUGAUGAUUUAUUGCGAAAUUGAGAAACAGCGACAAAAGGCGCUGGAGAUUUUUCGCAAUUAUAUUGAUUUGUUCGAGAUGCAAACGAGGUAUCAAGUUAUUUCACAACUCUUGAAAAUCACGAAUCAUUCGGGACUUUUGAGCAUUAUCACUGCCAUUGUCAAGGAUUCGGUGAUCAAAUGCCUCGAGGACAAUCCACCAAGUACCUAUUUUCUCGGGAGAAAAUUGCAAAAUUUACUCUCUCUGGUUUGCAGACUCGCUCAUGGGAGCACCACAGAUUUAAUUGAAAUUGCGGAGGAAAUUAUAGCUGCCUUAAAUUUGAUUAGAUUCCUCGCGAUCAGGGACAAGGAUAACCUGACGGGAUUUUGGGAUUACGCGGAAGAACUGGAGAGAAAUUAUCUGAAGAAUUUGAGAACUGGAAUUGAUUUGAGUCGGGCACAUUGGAAAUUGAAGGUGAAGGAUUUGCAGCUGGAGCUGGAGAUGUCCAGGAAAAUGAAGAAGAGAAUGGACAAUGGAGAUAAUGUUAUGAUUACUGUUGGUGGAGAGGAUUUGGGAAUGUUGCCUGUUUCGGAGAAAAUUCGGUUUUCAAAUCAGGCUUUGAAUGCCUUGGAUAUAAUGGAAAAUGUUUUGAUUAGAGUUAACGAAUGUUUCGAGGAUCGUCGUAUAAAGUCUGCUUAAGUAUUGUUUUGAAA